Molecule: messenger RNA, 1524 nt
Organism: Rhinichthys klamathensis goyatoka
Lineage: Eukaryota; Metazoa; Chordata; Actinopteri; Cypriniformes; Leuciscidae
Product: 60 kDa lysophospholipase-like
Exons: 14
Coding region: 1-1485 (494 amino acids)
Biological process (GO): amino acid metabolic process
Molecular function (GO): protein binding; asparaginase activity
Source: RefSeq, a predicted model, not a curated record
AUGGCCAUUUUUCGCUUCGUCGGGACAGCAUCAAGGCCCAUUGCUAAAAGACUGUCCAAAAAGAACGUGAGGGUUGUAUAUAGAAUUAAAGAGUACAGUCCCCUCCUCGACUCCUCUAAUAUGACCCCAGCUGACUGGGAAAAAAUUGCAAAAGACAUUGAGACAAAUUACGAGCAAUGCACUGGUUUUGUCGUCCUGCACGGCACAGACACCAUGGCUUACACUUCUUCUGCCUUAUCCUUCAUGUGUGAGAAUCUGGGAAAGCCUGUCAUCGUCACUGGCUCACAGCUGCCCAUCUAUGAGUUGAGGACUGAUGGGAGAGACAACCUCUUGGUGGCGCUGUUGUUAGCAGGGCGGUCUCCUGUUCAUAGCAGGAUCAUCCCUGAGGUUUGCCUGUUUUUUUGUCAAAAGCUGUACAGGGGCAACCGUGCCACCAAAGUGGACUGUGCAGGCUUUAACGCAUUUACCUCACCAAACCUGUCGCCAUUAGCCGACGUUGAAAUCGACAUCAAAAUUAACUGGGACAUUAUAUUGUGGCCCAGUAAAACAGAAAAAUUCACUGUCGACACACGAUUGAACAGUAAUGUGGGUGUCCUGCGACUCUUCCCAGGAAUCACUGAUGCGACAGUCGAGAAUUUCUUGCAGCCUCCUAUGGCUGGGGUGAUAUUGGAGACUUUCGGCAGCGGUAACGCCCCCGACCGCAAGAGCCUGAUUGAUAUAAUCAAAAAAGCGACAGCGAGAGGAGUCAUCAUGGUCAACUGCACCCAGUGCCUCCGUGGUUCGGUCACAACCGCAUACGCCACUGGCCAGGCUCUGACCAAAGCCGGUGUGAUCGCUGGGUUUGAUAUGACCCCAGAAGCUGCUCUUUCAAAACUCUCCUAUGUGCUGACAAAACAAGACCUCACUCCAGAUAAGAAGAAGGAGAUGAUGCAACGCAGUCUGCGUGGUGAGCUGACAGAUGACAGCAAAAAACCAAAGCUCAGCGACAGUCGCUUUAUUCAGGUCAUCGCCAAGUCUCUCAGCAUUAAGUGUGAUGAGGAGCUUGGACCCGUACGAGAUGCACUAACUCCAACUCUGGUCUGCGUCGCUGCUAAGACCGGAGACAUUGAAGCUUUAGAGGCCCUGAGGGAAAUGGGCUCUGACUUGAUCAUGGCAGACUAUGACGGCCGCACUCCUCUCCACGUCGCUGCAUGUGCGGGACAUGUAAAAGUGGUGGAGUAUCUGCUGAGUAAAGGGGCCUCAGUCUAUGCCAGAGAUCGCUUUGGUGAAACACCACUUCACAGUGCUGUGCACGGCAGGCAUAAGGAUGUUGUGAAGUUGCUGAGGAAGACUGGAGCUCAUUUUUCCCCGGCUGAAAUGGCUGAUGCUGGAACGAAGUUGCACAGUCUUGUGGCGAGUGGCGACUCUGAAGGAUUGGAGAUUUGGCAGUUAGCUGGGGUUGAUCAGAAGUCCACUGGAGUGGCAAGAGCCACUGGAACGGAGUAGACUGAGUGCUUACAACAGGCGGCACAGUACCAAACUCAG